This is a messenger RNA of Branchiostoma floridae (Florida lancelet), 1360 nucleotides long. RefSeq names its product calumenin-A-like. The record is from RefSeq and is a predicted model, not a curated record. Lineage: Eukaryota; Metazoa; Chordata; Leptocardii; Amphioxiformes; Branchiostomatidae. Bases 173 to 1261 code for a protein of 362 amino acids. Gene Ontology annotation, biological process: calcium-ion regulated exocytosis. Gene Ontology annotation, cellular component: endoplasmic reticulum. The transcript has 11 exons. Gene Ontology annotation, molecular function: calcium ion binding.
GGACGAUGUCAGCUUUUGUUGAUCCUCUCGGCGCUUCUGCCUGUAUGCGUGUUGUCUGAAGCUGGGGACCUUCUCACGAUUGACCUAUAAAACCGCGAUCCUGUCAGCUGCCCCCGUCUUGGUACCUUUUCUUCGUCUGCGGAUCCAGGUUCUGCUCUAAACCGAAUCAACAAUGGGACCCUUCAUUCUGUUCUUCGUCGCCAUGGUGGCCGCCUCUCCAGUCAAAAGGCAGGAGGAUCUGUUCGGACAGCUUGACCUUGACCGAGACGGCCGGCUGUCCAAGCAGGAGAUUCUGUCCAUCAUAACUCUCGAGCAGGCCAUCCUUGCGCUGGAUCACGACGGUGACGGAUUCUACACCUCUCUGCAGGUGUUCCAGCUGACGAACGACCCCAACACCUUCCCGAUGUUUGACGUCAACAAUGACGGCAUGGUCAGCUAUGAGGAGAUCCGUCAGGGCACCAACAUGGUGCGCAUCUUCGACCGGGAGGACGCUGAUGGCAGCGGGUAUCUUGAAGGCCCUGAGGCUGAUAAGAUGGUGUACAUCUACGCUGAGAUCCUGAUUCACGGACUGGCGUUUGUGAGCAGAGACCAGAUGGACACCAACGGGGACCAGGCUCUGUCCAAGGACGAGGUGAUGAGAGCCAUGACUCUGGACCAGAUCUUUGCAGCUGCGGACGAUGACGGUGACGGCCACUUGAGCCAGCUGCAGAUCGAGGUGACCUUUGACGCCCCGACCUUCCAGAUGCUGGAUGACAACAUGGACGGCAAGGUCAGCUUCGGCGAGCUUCGCAAGGCCAUGGACCUCGGAGAUGUGUUUGACUUCUUUGACAGCGACGCCGACGGCCUCCUGCAAGGCCAAGAGCAGAACCAGAUGAUUGGCGUGUACAACCUGAUCAUUAACGUGGGAUCAGCCUACAUGACUGACCCUCUCCUGGACACCGACGGCGACGGGAAACUGUCCAAGGACGAAGUGACCAACGCCAUGACUCUGGAGCAGAUCUUGGUGUCGAACGACGCGUUAGACGGUGACGGCCAGUUCACCGAGAUUGAGAUCCUGUCGUUUUUCGACCGUGACUACUUCGUGAGGAUGGACGCCGACGGAGACGGCUUCGUCACCUUCGACGAAAUGCGCGCCGUCAUCGACGUCGGGUCUUACUUCGACUACUGCGAUGCUAACGGCAGCGGCUUCCUGGAGAGCCUGGAGCAGUAUAAGGUGGUUGGACUGUACUACACUAUCUUGGCUUUCAAUAUGGGAACGUAAUACGGUUGGGCGGUCUCCAUUUGCAGUGCAAGCAAAACGAGGAACAUAGGAGAUUCUUGCAUCAUUCAAUGACUCUCAAUAAAUCAUGAUGAAAUGAGA